Messenger RNA from Archocentrus centrarchus (flier cichlid), 2090 nucleotides. RefSeq names its product myc associated factor X (gene max). Bases 155 to 670 code for a protein of 171 amino acids. Gene Ontology annotation, molecular function: DNA-binding transcription factor activity; protein dimerization activity. Gene Ontology annotation, biological process: positive regulation of transcription by RNA polymerase II. The transcript is spliced from 5 exons. The record is from RefSeq and is a predicted model, not a curated record. Gene Ontology annotation, cellular component: RNA polymerase II transcription regulator complex. NCBI's taxonomy places the organism in Eukaryota, Metazoa, Chordata, Actinopteri, Cichliformes, Cichlidae.
CAGUCACGUGGAGCCCGUAGAGUCCACCUCGGCUCCGUCCAAACAGAACUUGAGCUACUAGCUGUCCGUGUGUAGGAGCGCCGUUCGGUGCUAAGCUGAUUCAUGUUGUUUUUUUAGCCACCCGUCCCUUUAAACUAGCCUAUUUAACCGAAGAAUGAGCGAUAACGAUGACAUCGAAGUCGAUAGUGACGAAGACUCACCGAGAUAUCACUCUGUGGCAGACAAACGGGCACACCACAAUGCGCUGGAGCGCAAGCGUAGGGACCACAUCAAAGACAGCUUUCACAGCCUCCGGGACUCGGUACCCUCCCUGCAGGGAGAAAAGGUUGGUAACGCUCAGCCUCAAUCUACCAAACAGGCGUCUCGAGCUCAAAUCCUAGACAAAGCCACAGAGUACAUCCAGUUCAUGAGGCGGAAAAACCACACACACCAGCAGGACAUCGACGACCUGAAGAGGCAGAACGCACUGCUUGAGCAACAAGUUCGUGCUCUGGAGAAAGUGAAGGGCUCGGCUCAGCUCCAGGCCAACUAUUCAUCGUCUGACAGCAGCCUGUACACCAACCCCAAAGGCAGCGCUGUGUCGGCUUUCGACGGCGGCUCUGACUCCAGCUCUGAGUCAGAGGCAGAAGAGCCACCCAGCAGGAAGAAGGUGCGCAUGGAGGCCAGCUAGAGAGCGAAGCGUGUUUAAAAAAAAAAAAAAAAAAAAAACAGAAAAAAAAGGAAAAAAAAAAACAGUUGCAGUCGAGGCGGCAGGGCAUAGUGAGAGAGAAGACAGCUCAUCAAACUCUCCUACCUUCAUGCCAACAACAACCCCGGGCUCCCUCGCCGUCCGAGUCGUCCUCUCUCCUCCGUCUUUGGGUGAGCUCGCGCGGGGAGACGUCGCCGUCUCCUCACAACCGCCGCCACAAUCGUCUCGCCAGCCAGUCUCCAUCCACAGGAGAGAAGACGUAAGCAGGGUGAAAGACGACUGUUUCAAUCCACCAAGAGAGCUUCAGGUCCUCCCCCCACCUAUUUUUGUUCUUCAUCAUUGGUAUCCUCCCCCUUCAUUAGCAACAUCAGUCCAAAACCUAAAAAGAGGCAGCUUGGCUACUUAAGGACUUGAUGCUUUCUUUGUACCCUCAGUCAAGCUCCUCCUCCUCCAAGUUUUUUUAUUUUUAUUUUUAUUUUUAUUUUUAUUUUUGGGAGGAAGGAUGAGCCAGGUGUACUCUUCCAAGCACUGCAAUAUUAUAGAGUUUUUGUUAUUGUUAUUCUUGAUUAAAACCUGUUUAGAAUUUACACACACACCUAGAUAAGAAAUCAUCCUGGAAAGGUCUACCUUUUUAAAAAUGAAGAGAAUACAUUUAUUUGUAGCUUUCUUUUUUCCCACUAAAGAAUGUGAAGAUGCUCUGAGCAGAUAAGUGAUAAAUGAUACCCACCUCAGGCCCACUGGAUUGCAGAUGUUUCCUGCAUCGCACACUUGUUAACACAAGAUGACAAAAAAAAAAGAGAGAGAAGCGUCCUCUGUUGAAAUCGAUGUUUUGAGCAAGAUUAUUCCUAAACUUGUAUCGUAUUUUGUCCUAUAGCUUGAAGUAGUGGAUGACUUUAGGUGGCUGAGUACGUUAGGCAUCUCAUUUUUAUAUAUUAUAAAAAGCAUUAAUUGGAUGUUUUCAAGUUCAAAAAGUAUGUUAUGCAUUUCUUUUAGUAAUCACACGAGUCAUGGGAUAAUGCCGAUUUGUCACAUGUAGUUUUCUUUAAGGGUAUGAACUAGUUUUUGAAUGUCAAAAGGUAGCCCCCCCCCCAUCUCCUGCAUUACAAGGAAGCAAAAUAAGUCCCUGUCAGUGUGUUGUGCUUUACACAGUAAAAAAUCAAUGUUGCUGAAUCCCCCAAGGAAAAAAAAAAAAUAAGGAAGCAUUUUCGUGUCUAGGAAAUGUGUGUGUAUGUAUAUUGUUUCAUUUUAUUUCCAUUUAGGAGGAUAUUAUUAGUGUAGUAGGUCUUUGUCCGAUUCCAUUCCAUGGAAGUUACAAGUAUGUUGUACAUACUGCCAACAAUUGUCUUGCAAGUUGAGGCCUACCUUUACUAUGAGACUAUAAAAUAAACUAUUUUAUCCUUUA